Molecule: messenger RNA, 2966 nt
Organism: Klebsormidium nitens
Lineage: Eukaryota; Viridiplantae; Streptophyta; Klebsormidiophyceae; Klebsormidiales; Klebsormidiaceae
Source: the annotation of a GenBank genome assembly
CACCUUUUCCUUCAAUUUGUUCAAAGUUCAGUGCCAGACAUGCAUUCAAUGAGGAUUGCACACUUUUAGUGACAGCCAGCGCGGACUGUUUUGAGGAGGCGGCCAGCAUGCAUCUUCCUUCAAUGGAUCCUUCAGGCCCAUGUUGAAAGUUGGAAGGAGCCAUUUGAAAGGUUUCCAAAGGCUACGGCGGCAAUCAGUGUGUGUGGUACAUUUGCGGAGUUGUAUGUAACCUUUUGCGCCUAAGCUGGUUCCCUUCGAAGACACGGUUUUAGAGACACGGUUUACUAUCAGAUGCUUCCAAGUAAGUAGCAACCUGUUACAGCAAUGGAGCUCUCACAUGCAUACAUUCAGCACCCUCCCCUGCGCUUUGACAUUCCUGGGGCGCUUGGGGUGAUGUACGAUGACGGCAACAAGCUACUUCUUGUUCCCGCUCAGGGGUGCAUCUAUUCGUGGCCUGCAGCUCACCACCCCCCUGAAUCUAAACCCGCUGUCACCAAAGUCAAAGAGGGCCCCGUGCUCGCCGUGCGCUUUGCCCUGGAUCGCAAGUUUGUCUCCAUUCAGCGGUCGGACUAUGAGAUGGAGAUCAUCGACCUUGAAAGAAACUAUGCUUUCCGGCAGCGGUGCAAGCAGAAGGGGGAGCGGAUCCUGGGGUUUUUCUGGAGCGAUUCCCCAGUCGCUGACCUCGUUUUCGUGACCUCUGGGGGGCUGGAGAUGUACGCGAUCCUGCAGUCAAGGAAGGGGCUGAGGCUGAUGGAAGUGCGACGCCAGGAUGUCAGCUGGUACGUCUACACUCACGAGAGCCGUAUGGUCCUCUUGGCCAGCGGCAUGCAGUGCAAGUCCCUCGCAGGCUUCCAGUUUAGUGCGGGGGGCCUCGUGCGCCUACCCAAGUUCGAGGUCACCAUAACCCGUGAGGGGGCUAACCGGAAACCCGUUCUGGCCCCUGAGGACGUCCGGAUUGCGACCAUGUACGGACGGCUGUACUGCCUCCAAACAGACAGGGCUGCGCGACAGCUGCGGAUGUACCGCUUCUACAGGGAUGCGGUCGUGCCGCAGACCUCGCUGUCACUGUACUCAACAGAGGUCGCCAUCAACGUCGUCGACAGCACCCUGGUCAUCCACAACACCGACUCGGGCGUCGUCCUCCUCUUUGACGUCCUCUCUGACGUCAGCCAGCCCCUGGCCUCCCCCCUCCCGCUGACCCUGCGGGGCGCCCCCUCCGAUGAGAAGGCGCUUGCGCCCCACGAGAAGGAGCUGUACGGCGCCGGAUGGGUGUACUUGAAUCCGGACUUGAUUCUGGACCAUAAGCACGGCCUGCUGUGGAAAGUCAGGCUCGACCUGGAGGCCAUCGCCGCCAGCUGUUCCGACCCCAGCGCCCUCGUCGGCUUUCUGCAGCGCCGCCGGGCCGAGCCGCAGGUUGGCCGCCGGUUGACGAUCGCCGCGCUACAGUCGAUGCUAGCCGAGCGCAGUCCCCUGCAUGCGGUGGGGGCCGCUCUGGACGUCGUUGCGCUGGCGUGUGCGAGCGCCAUGAAAGUGACCAGCCAAGCGCUCUCCGCCCCCUCCCCCGGCCCCUCUGCCCGCAUUACCCCCGCACAUCUGCGCCUCGCCCACGCGCGGCCGCUCGGCGCACCCCCGGCCAACGAGGCGACGACGUCAGCGCAGCCCGUAGGGGAACACGUGGCGGCGUCUGAGCUGCCGCGGCUGCUGUCGAGCGGCUUCGCAGGGCCCCCACCGCAGAGAGAGGAGGAGAAGCCGCCUGAACUGCGCGAGGGGAGUAGUACGACCGGUGUGGAUAAGGGGGAGACCGGGGAAAGGGAGAAGGGGGGUGGUAAAAGUGGGUAUCUGGAAGGAAGAGAGGACGGAGGAGGAAACGGGAGGGCAGAGGAGGAUGGCGCGUCGGGAGGUGAGGGCGCUGAGGAAAAGGGGAGAAAACCAAGCGCCGAGGCGAAAGGCAAAGGGAAAGUAGAACUGGGAGCCAGCCCCGGUCCCCUUAGCGAACCCAGCCAAAAUCGUCGGUGGCCUACCGACCGGCCCAAACUGUCCCUCGGCGAGAUCCGCCCAGAUGACCCCGAACCGAGUGCGUCCCGCCCCUCCUCAAGCGGCCGGGUCGUUCCCCCGGGGGGUCCUCCCUCCCUGCAAAACAGCCCGGUGUGGCGUGUGCUGUCCCCGGUGGUUCCUCCCGACGAGGUGUUCUCGCAGGUCCUGAGGGACGCCCCUAGAGAGGGAUCCCCCGGGGCUUUGUACCUGGCAGCGGUGCUGAUCGAACAUAUACGGAGCUUGGCGGCGGUGGACUUGCGCACCCCCCCGGAAGUGUACGAGCUGCUGAUCCGGCUGCUGCUGCAGGAGGGGCGGGCGGGGCAACUCACGGCGCUGCUCGAAAGCAAGGUAAUCGAGCCGUCCGUGGCCGUAGCCCAGCAGCUUCUUGGGGAAGCGGUGGAUCAGCCGGACGUCCGCUCGAUUGGUCUAAGCAUGCUGCGGACGCUGAAGGCACACAGGGAAUACGUGGACGCCCUCUUGGCGUUUGGAAACCUUACGGAGGCCAUGCGUUACGUACGUCAUCAGCAGGUCGAAGACGUCAUCCCGCCCGCGUCCUUCCUGGAGCGGGCCGUAACACUGGGGAAUAAGCAGUUACUGGCUGCAGUGUACCGUUUCUGUGUGGAUUCUAUACCGGGCUUUGCAAACUCGCCGGACCAGAGGCUGUAUCUGCCAGUCCUUCAGCAGCAAGUGGCAGCAGGGGGAGAGGGCGCACCCUGGUAGCUCUUGACAAGGUUUCAAGUCGAGAAAGUUACAUGCGGAAGAGAUCGUCGAGCUGAUGAAGGGCAAAUUAAAGGACUUGAACAUUCCCGUGAUACUGAGACGUUGUAUCAAUUGCGUCAGUUCGCCCCCAAGCUUGUAAGUCGAGAUGAACCAUUGACUGAUGCGCAUUCAAUCUUGUUCUCCCUUGCAACCUAAUCCAUAUACACCCCGGA